Molecule: messenger RNA, 1633 nt
Organism: Myripristis murdjan (pinecone soldierfish)
Lineage: Eukaryota; Metazoa; Chordata; Actinopteri; Holocentriformes; Holocentridae
Gene: mterf3
Product: mitochondrial transcription termination factor 3
Exons: 8
Coding region: 114-1388 (424 amino acids)
Biological process (GO): regulation of DNA-templated transcription; mitochondrial ribosome assembly; mitochondrial transcription
Cellular component (GO): mitochondrion
Molecular function (GO): double-stranded DNA binding
Source: RefSeq, a predicted model, not a curated record
UGGUACGUCCCAGGUGGUGACACUUCCGUGAGUCUUGCUGUGGAUGUGCACGUGAACACAGUUGACAUUGCGUUGCCGCCUCGGUGGUGGAGUUGGUGAAAGGACUUGCUGCAAUGGCCUCAUCCUGCAUCCAGCUGUGUUGUCGGAGAUGCUCAGGUCUUCUUCGCUCAAAGAUCACUGUGCAAUACUCCACCCAAGCUCAGCAUUGCACUGCAGUCCUCACAGCAUCCAGCAGAGUCUCAAAUGGAUCCUCGUUUUUGGCUGGGAUCUGUGCAGCGUCACACACAAGACAGAGGUGGAGACAGCAGAUGUGCUUCUACAGUGAGCACAAAGCCAAACCUCUGACCGCUGAGGCCAACAGGUACAAGGAUGCUGAGGAGUUGUCAGGGUCGGAUGUUGUGGCGUACAAGAACCGUCUACAAAACGCCACAGACUCUCUGCCAGUCACUGACAGUCAGGUGACAUUAGAUGUGGAUGCUGCCAAAAGUCUUUCAGCACUAGAGGAGAUCAGUGAUGAAGAGGCUGUCAGUAUAUCUGUUCCCUCUGCCCUGCCUCCUGCCACCACCUCUCUUAGGGACUACGUUGACAAGUCGGAGACGCUCAGCAAACUAGUACAGCUAGGUGUGAAUCUCUGGAAACUCGAGCAAAGGCCCAAUGUGGGCUCCAUGCUGCUGAAGCUGGACUUCCAGACCGACGUGGCCCCAAGGCUGCUGUUCCUCAAAGACAUCGGGGUGGAGGACUCUCGUCUGGGCUACAUUCUUUCCACCAACCCCUUCAUUCUUUCUGAGGACCUGGAGAACCUGCGGACCAGGGUGAAUUAUCUCAGGUCAAUGAAGUUCAGCUCUGAGACUGUGGCGUCUAUGGUGUCCAGAGCUCCUUACCUGCUCAACUUCAGUGUGAAACGGCUCGACAACAGACUGGCUUUCUAUCAGCAGCAACUGGGCCUCAGCACUUGGAAAACCCGGGACGUUGUAGCUCGUCUACCCAGAUUACUGUGUGGCAGCUUGGAGCCAGUAAAAGAAAAUCUAAAGGUAUGCCAGAUAGAGCUGGGUUUUAAGGAGAACGAGAUCCAACACAUUGUUGUCACUGUCCCCAAAGUCCUGACUGCCAAUAAGAAGAAGUUAACCCAAAUAUUUGACUAUCUCCACAACACCAUGAAGUUGCCCCACCACCUGAUCGUCAAGUUCCCUCAGGUUCUCAAUGCCAAGUACUUGCGUAUCAAAGAGCGCCACCUGUUCCUGCAGUACCUUGGAAAGGCUCAGUAUGACCCGACGCAGCCCAGCUACGUCUCCCUGGACCGCCUGGUCACCCUGCCGGACGACACCUUCUGCACCGACGUGGCCUCGGCCACGUUACAGGACUUUCAUUUGUUCCUGAAGACACUGUGAUCCUCCUUGUGGGAGUGUUGAGAGGAGCUCCAGGAAGCAGGCGAUCCAGCUUACACAACAAAUCCCACAACAUUGUGGACAUGCCAUGGCAGUCAUGAGCACAUGCAUGAUGCUCAUGCACACAGUAAUGUGUCUGUACAUACAGUAUGAGGUUGAACACAGGAUUAUGUGUCUCAAACUGGUGUUUGAAAUAAAGUGAUUGUUUUGUAAAGUGUUGAAUCAAUAAAUGUAAAUAGUGUAUAAGA